Messenger RNA from Camellia sinensis, 687 nucleotides. Lineage: Eukaryota; Viridiplantae; Streptophyta; Magnoliopsida; Ericales; Theaceae. The record is from RefSeq and is a predicted model, not a curated record.
AUGACAGCCAUUUUCAAUUCAUUCUCUGGCUUCUUUCUUUUGGCAUUCUUUUGUUUCAUUCCGCUUAUAGUACUUAAUUGUCCCAUUGCAGCCCAGACUAGUGGCAGUGGUGGUGGUGGUAGUGGUUUCACCGCUGAACUCGUCCACCGUGACUCCCCACUCUCUCCACUCUACAACCCAUCCACCAACAAGUUGAACCGCCUCAGCAACUCUUUUCAUCGCUCAUUUUCUCGUGCCAGUCACUUCAAACAGACCUUAAAAUCUUCAAUUGAUGGUAUCCAAUCCAAAAUUGUUGCCGCCAGUGGAGAGUACAUCAUGAAGUUAUCCAUUGGAACUCCGCCUGUUCCAUUGUUUGGGAUCGCCGAUACAGGUAGCGAUCUUACGUGGACACAAUGCAAGCCUUGCACUCGAUGUUUCAAGCAAAACUCACCGUACUUUGAUCCCAAGCAUUCAUCAACAUACAAAGAGUUAUCGUGUCAAUCACAAUUUUGUGAAAUCCUGGGGGCUGAUGAUCCCUCCACUUGUACCAACAAUGAGAGGAUCUGUGAGUAUAGCAUGUCUUACGGAGACAAUUCUUUCAGUGUCGGUCACCUUGCUGCUGAAACAUUCACCUUCAGAUCAUCGACUCCCGGACAAGCAAUUCUGAUCCCCGAUAUGGUUUUUGGGUGUGGACACGAUGAUGAGUGA